Molecule: messenger RNA, 627 nt
Organism: Paraphaeosphaeria sporulosa
Lineage: Eukaryota; Fungi; Ascomycota; Dothideomycetes; Pleosporales; Didymosphaeriaceae
Exons: 5
Coding region: 1-627 (208 amino acids)
Source: RefSeq, a predicted model, not a curated record
AUGCGCGCAGUUAUCCUCUCAGUCGUCUUUGGGCUCGGUGUCCUUGCCGACGCGCUCUAUCGCGACUAUCCUCACCUUAUCAUUCCGCUCGAUGCCAAAGCGCCUGACAAGGCGUAUGGGACUGUUCCGACAUUCCACAUCUCGAACGACAACUGGACCGCAGCAAAUUGGGACGUGCCAAACAAUAAUGCCACCCGGUGCCAACUUGGCUUCACCAUCAACACGGACGAGAACCGCGGCGCGCCCUGGUCUCUUUGGGGCGUCAACGAUGAUGAGGCAUAUCUCAUCAAUAUUGUUGCGCUGGAAAACGACUCUAUCAAACCAAACACUACAUUCAUCAGCCUACCGAAGUCCGGUGUUACCGUCGCCACACUUGCUGUAAAAAGUUCCGGCGAUACCAAUCUUACAAUGGUGAAAGAACUCGUCUGCCAGAAAGGGCAGGUCGCAUCGUUCUUGCUGCAGCCAGCGGACCCAUUGAGGCAGUGGGACAGCGGAUUAUCGUGUGUGAGGCUAUGCCAAUCCGUGCAAACUGCUGGUUACAGAGCCAUGCCCUGUUUUUCAUCAUCUCACACGACGGUGCAUAUCAGGCAUAAUGUUGAUCGCCACAACCAGGGCCAGCGCGGUUGA